This is a messenger RNA of Geodia barretti, 693 nucleotides long. Lineage: Eukaryota; Metazoa; Porifera; Demospongiae; Tetractinellida; Geodiidae. The record is from the annotation of a GenBank genome assembly.
AUGGAAGCGGGCGAGGAUGAGAAGCGAGUUUUGGCUCAGUUCAAGAGCGAGGACGGCGUGUUGGUGGGCACGCCGUUCGACCUCCCUCUGGGUGUCACCAAAGACUCCCUGGCGGCUCUGUGCACCGCCGUCCUAGAAAACGAUGAUGAGACGGUGUAUGAGUUCUACGUGCACGAGCUGGAGGUGCGGGAGAGUCUGGCUGAGGUGUUGGAGAGGGGCAGUGGAGGGACGGAGAGGUUGGUGGAGAUUGUCUACCAGCCUCAGGCCAGGUUCAGAGUCCAGUCCAUCACCCACUGUACCAGCAGCAUACCAGGUCAUUCGGAGGCUGUGAUUGCUGUUCAGUUUAGUCCUGAUGGACGGUCUCUUGCCAGUGGGCUCUGGAGACCACAACGGCUGAGACUGUGGGACAUAUUCACCGAGACCCCCACUGCACACCUGCAAGGCCCACAAACACUGGAUACUGUGCAUUGCGUGGUCGCCGGACGGGAAGAGACUGGACUCUGGCUGCAAGAAUGGACAGGUGUGUGUGUGGGAGGCAGAGACAGGGAGACAGGUGGGACACACCUCUCUCGGUCACAAACAGUGGAUCACCUCUCUCGCCUGGCAGCCCCUUCAUUUGGACCAUCUUGUAGACUGCUGGCCAGUGCGCUCAAAGGAUGCGACAGUGAGGAUAUGGGACGUGGUGCUGUGUAA